Molecule: messenger RNA, 1167 nt
Organism: Fusarium fujikuroi IMI 58289
Lineage: Eukaryota; Fungi; Ascomycota; Sordariomycetes; Hypocreales; Nectriaceae
Product: related to n-alkane-inducible cytochrome P450
Exons: 4
Coding region: 1-1167 (388 amino acids)
Molecular function (GO): heme binding; iron ion binding; oxidoreductase activity, acting on paired donors, with incorporation or reduction of molecular oxygen
Source: RefSeq, a predicted model, not a curated record
AUGUUUGGUGUCAAGUGGAUCUACACCUACGAUCCUGAAGUCCUAAAGGCUGUCUAUGCAACUCAUUUCAAGGAAUUUGGUGUUACGCCAAUUGGAAAUCUUCGGAGAGGACUGACCCCCUUCGCUGAUAAAGGUGCACUACUGAUGUUCAUCAAACUACUACCUGAGAAUGGCGAAACUGUUGAUUUGCAACCUCUGCUUCAGCGCUGGUUCUUGGACAUCGCUACAGAGUUCAUUUUUGGCGAGUCAACGGAAGCUUUAGUAUACCCUGAGCGCGCCAAGAUUGCAAACACCAUGCUUGACGUGCUUGACGGUGGUCGCCUCCGCGCUCAGCUCAACAGACUCAUGUUUCUGCGUGAUUGGACUCCCUGGCUGAAGUCAGUCGAAGAGAUCCACGCCUUUGUCACUCCUCCCAUUCAAGAGACCAUCAAGGAGAAGCACGAGCGUGAAAAGAAAAUUAAAGAGGGCGCAACUAACUUGGAACCCGAGCGAACCGAUCUAUUGUGGACUAUGGUACAGAAUCUGGAAGACGUUGAGGAGCUUAGAUCACAGAUCUGCUUAAUUCUCGUCGCCAACAUUGACACUACCUCUGUGUUCAUUAGCAACUGUGUCUGGUGGCUUGCUCGCUAUCCUGAUGUUUGGGACAAGAUUCGCCAGGAAGUCCACGAACUGGGCGACAUUCCUAUGAACUUUUCGGUUUUACGAAACAUGAAGUAUCUGAACUGCGUCAUGAAUGAGACUAAUGGCAAAGCUCAUCGCAUGAUACCCAACAACGUCUCUCAACUUCGCGGUGCCUUUGAAGAUGUCGUGAUACCGGUGGGCGGCGGUCCAGACGGCAAAUCACCUACUCUCAUUCGCAAGGGCGAUCUUGUUCUCAUCAACAAGACCGUCAUGUACCGUGAUCCUGAGGCCUGGGGUGAGGACUCCAACGAGUUCAAGCCCGAAAGGUUUGACGGAUAUCGAGGCUCUUGGGGCUUCCUACCUUUUGGUGGCGGGCCCAGACGAUGUCCAGCACAGAUGAUGGUUCAGACUGAGGCGGCAUAUAUCCUUGCUCACCUUGCCAAGACUUUCAAACGCAUCGAGCCUCGGGACCCAGAACCUUACGUGCCAGUUAUGAGAAUUGGGCCAUCGAACAAGACUGGUGUCAAGGUGGCUUUAUACAGAUGA